Molecule: messenger RNA, 2173 nt
Organism: Nerophis ophidion (straightnose pipefish)
Lineage: Eukaryota; Metazoa; Chordata; Actinopteri; Syngnathiformes; Syngnathidae
Gene: pkdc
Product: protein kinase-like domain containing
Exons: 2
Coding region: 125-1081 (318 amino acids)
Source: RefSeq, a predicted model, not a curated record
AUUACGCCAAACGAAGAAGAACCAGAUCACUUCCGGUAUUUGGUGAAAGUAGGCCAGGACGUCAAAAAGACUGUAAAAAGAUAUAAACUCGUAUUGUUUCGGUUUCACUUUAGUGAAACAGGGAAUGAAGCAGGAAUACCAGGACGUGGUGCUGCGGGCGUGCGGUGCGUCCUCGCUGCGUGUCGGCGCCAGGAUCCAGCGUCUGUGGAGCGGCUACGGAGAGAUAGUCCGCCUCCACCUGGAGGGCUGCGACCGGCCCUCGGUGGUCGUCAAGCACGUCAAGUUCCCCUCUCGGGCGAAGGAGAACACCCCGGAGGGCCGCUCGCACGCGAGGAAGGUCCGGUCCUACGAGGUGGAAACCCACUGGUACCAGAACUAUUCCACCGCCCCCGGCUGCCGUACGCCGUCCUGUUUGGCGGCUUGUUCCCAUGGAGACGAGAUGCUCAUCGUGCUAGAGGACAUGGACGUGGCGGGAUAUGAGCAGAGACGAACCAGCGUGAAGGAUAAAGAGAUGCGGGCGUGUCUCAGCUGGCUGGCCCACUUCCACGCUCUUUUCCUGGGCGUGGCACCAGUGGGAUUGUGGGCGGUGGGCACCUACUGGCACCUGGAGACCCGCCCUGACGAGCUGGAGGCAAUGGACGAUGCCCAGCUCAGGGCGGCCGCCGGCGACAUCGACAGGACUCUCAGCCGUUGCCGCCUCCAGACGCUGGUGCACGGCGAUGCCAAGUUGGCCAACUUCUGCUUCUCCCGCAGCGGACAGGAUGUGGCGGCGGUGGACUUCCAGUACGUCGGCGGUGGCUGCGGCAUGAAAGACGUGGUGUACUUUUUAGGGAGCUGCAUGGAGGAGAGUGAGUGUGACAAGAAGGUUCCGGGCCUGCUGGAGCAUUAUUUCUCCGAGUUAAAAGUAUCUGUGAGCCAAGACGUGGACUUUGCGGCGUUAGAGGAGGAGUGGAGGGAGAUGUUUGCAUUCGCCUGGACCGACUUUCAUCGUUUCCUGCUGGGAUGGAUGCCGGGACACUGGAAGAUCAACAGGUACAGCAAACAACUCACUAAGGAGGUUCUGCACAAGCUGAAGCUUUGACAAGAAGAAACUUAAAAAAAAACGUUCCUCCACUUUGAACAUUUUCAUUUGACACUUCCAGCAAAAACAUUAAUUGACAUAAAAGUCAAGUAUUUGCAUUAAGAUACCGUAUUUUUCGGACUAUAAGUCGCAGUUUUUUUGAUAGUUUGGCCUUGGGUGCGACUUAUACUCGGGGGCGACUUAUGUGUGAUAUUAUUAACACGUUACUGUAAAAUAUCAAAUAAUAUUAUUUAUCUCAUUCACAUAAGAGACUAGACGUAUAAGAUUUCAUGGGAUUUAGCGAUCAGGAGUGACAUUAUGUUCAGUAAACGUAUAGCAUGUUCUAUAUGUUAUAGUUAUUUGAAUGACUCUUACCAUAAUAUGUUACGUUAACAUACCAGGCACCUUCUCAGUUGGUUAUUUUUGCGUCAUAUAACACACUUAUUCAGCCUGUUCACUAUUCUUUAUUUAUUUUAAAUUGCCUUUCAAAUGUCUAUUCUUGGUGUUGGGUUUUAUCAAAUAAAUUUCCCCAAAAAAUGCGACUUAUCCAGUGCGAUUUAUAUCAUUUUUUUUUCCUUCUUUAUUAUGCAUUUUCAGCAGGUGCGACUUAUACUCCGGAGCGACUUAUACUCCGAAAAAUGCGGUAAUUAUACUGUUAAAAAUGUUUUGUUACAACACUAGUUUAAAAAAGUGGAUUAAAACGGCAAACAGGUGAAAUAUAUUGAGGAAAAGUUUUUUUACACUGUCAUUGCUCAAAAAUAAUAGUGAUUCAAAAUCACUGUUGUUUUGAAUUAUUGACCUAUUUAAUUCACAUGAAAUAUGAAACAUUUUAGGGGAAAUUUUUGCAUAUUUUGUUUUUGCCUUAUUUUCUUUGACGAAAAGGGCAUACAAAAACAAAACAACAAAAAAACAAUUGAUAGAGCUGAAGUUGAUCCAGAGAUUAAAGCCUUGGAAGUUAAAAAAAAAAAAAAAAAAAAAAAUCAUCGCUUAUUUUGAACACUUUUAUCUUUGGGGGCUUUUAUUUUGUGGGAUUUGUUUUUUUGUUUUAUUUUUUGGAAAAAACUGAUCGCUCAAAAAUAAUGAGUGAACGAAUAAAUGGUGUUUUGAAUUAUU